Messenger RNA from Cantharellus anzutake, 612 nucleotides. RefSeq lists its product as uncharacterized. The record is from RefSeq and is a predicted model, not a curated record. The coding region runs from base 1 to 612 and encodes 203 amino acids. Lineage: Eukaryota; Fungi; Basidiomycota; Agaricomycetes; Cantharellales; Hydnaceae. The transcript has 3 exons.
AUGGCCACUUCCAUUACUCUUACUUGCUUGGCGGUUGACGGUGGAAGAAACCAUCUCGGUGCCGUGUUUUUUUCUCUGGAUGUGUCGCCUCGCGAAUCUGUUGACUUCCUUUGCGACAGUAUCAAGUCUAAAUUAGCCCACCAACUGGAUCAUCUGGAUGGAGGUUACAGGAGCCGAAAAAAUAGCUUUCCGUCAAAGGAUGAGUUCCCUGAUCCUGAAUGCGACGUGGCACUGGAGGGAAACGGCCCCGUGCAGAUUCUCGACCCUGAAGACAGGAUAUCCAAAUACUGGCAGGAAGAUCCCGAGAAAAGGCAUCUCCAUCUCAUCGUCCAAUUGCCUCAUGACGGAAAGAGGAAGCAUGAGGAUCCGGUCGAUAUUUCAAUGGAGCUGUACGAUAAAUGGAACGUUUCACUCCCAAUCACUCCGAACCUUACCGAUUUGGAAGCACCCCUUGGGCCCGAAGAAAAAAUGAGGCCGUUCGUUUCAGAUCGUAAUAAAACUGACGAACAACUGUUAGGAUCCAACUGCAUACGAGGUGUGUUGGGCGGACUUAGUCCUGGGAUAGAUUUGAUGAGUCCUCCAUUUGUCUUUAAGUCAAUCUUUUGGAUAUAA